AUGUCGUCCACCACGAAGGUGUCUCGGAUUGGAGAAGAGCUCUGGAAGACGAGGGUUGACAAGGUUAAUGCGGAGUUGGUUACCUUGACUUAUGGAACGAUUGUCGCGCAAUUAUGUCAGGACUACGACAGCAACUAUCAGGAGGUCAACAAACAGCUGGACAAAAUGGGCUAUAAUAUCGGUAUGCGACUGAUUGAAGACUUCCUGGCUAAGUCUGGUAUGGGCCGAUGCGCCAACUUCCGAGAGACAGCAGACAUGAUCUCAAAGGUUGGCUUCAAGAUCUUCCUGAAUAUCACGCCUACAGUCACGAACUGGACGAGCGACAACAAUCAGUUUUCUCUCAUUUUCGAUGAAAACCCUCUGGCAGACUUUGUGGAGCUCCCGGACGAUGGAAGAGCACAAGAUGAACUGUGGUUCUCCAAUAUUUUAUGUGGUGUUUUAAGAGGCGCACUCGAAAUGGUUCAAAUGCAAAUCGAGGCCCACUUUGUCAGCGAUAUUUUAAGAGGUGAUGAUACCACGGAGAUGCGAGUAUCAUUGGUCCGAUACAUUGAGGAUGAGAUGCCGCCGGAUGAGGAAUGA
Molecule: messenger RNA, 579 nt
Organism: Aspergillus thermomutatus
Lineage: Eukaryota; Fungi; Ascomycota; Eurotiomycetes; Eurotiales; Aspergillaceae
Product: TRAPP complex core subunit BET3
Exons: 5
Coding region: 1-579 (192 amino acids)
Biological process (GO): intra-Golgi vesicle-mediated transport; endoplasmic reticulum to Golgi vesicle-mediated transport
Cellular component (GO): TRAPP complex; cis-Golgi network membrane; cytosol
Source: RefSeq, a predicted model, not a curated record